Messenger RNA from Drosophila innubila, 1098 nucleotides. It is a transcript of the gene Noa36, whose product is annotated as zinc finger protein 330 homolog. Gene Ontology annotation, molecular function: zinc ion binding. Gene Ontology annotation, cellular component: nucleus. NCBI's taxonomy places the organism in Eukaryota, Metazoa, Arthropoda, Insecta, Diptera, Drosophilidae. The record is from RefSeq and is a predicted model, not a curated record. The coding region runs from base 16 to 960 and encodes 314 amino acids. The transcript has a single exon.
ACACAAAAGUUCAGGAUGCCGAAAAAGAAAACCGGGCAGCGAAAGAAAGCUGAGAAACAAAAGUUAAGGCUGAAGGAGAUAAGGGGACGCGAGGUUCCUCUCGCCGAUCUUCCUUGCAAUGCGCCGAUGGACUGCGACAAGUGCGAGAAGAAGCAAAAGUCGCGUGCCUUUUGCUAUUUUUGCCAGAGUGUCCAACGUCUGCCCAUUUGUGCACAGUGUGGCAAGAUCAAAUGCAUGCUCAAGACCGGCGACUGUGUGAUCAAGCAUCCUGGAGUCUAUACCACUGGAUUUCCAGGAAUGGUUGGCGCCAUUUGCGACUUCUGCGAGGCGUGGGUGUGCCACGGCCGCAAGUGUCUCACCUCGCACGCCUGCACCUGUCCGUUGCAGAAUGCUGUUUGCCUGGAGUGUGAACGCGGUGUCUGGGAGCAUGGUGGACGCGUCUUCAAGUGCUCCUUUUGCAAUGGCUUCCUGUGCGAGGACGAUCAGUUUGAGCAUCAGGCCUCGUGCCAGGUGCUCGAGUCGGAGAACUACAAGUGCCAAUCUUGCAAUCGUCUUGGCCAAUAUUCAUGCUUGCGCUGCAAGACUUGCUACUGCGAGGAUCAUGUGCGUCGCAAGGGCUUCAAGUAUGACAAAAACAAGGCCAUACCGUGCCCCAAGUGCAAUUAUGAGACGUCGGUGACCAAGGACAUGAGCAUGUCGACACGUUCCCAUAAGUUUGGCCGGCAACAACAAGGAAUGGGCAGCGAUGAUGAGGAAGGAUACGGUGGCUACUAUGGUGGAUAUGGUGCCAGUGGCAGCGCUGGUUACUCCUAUGACGACGAUGAAAGCUAUGGCGAUGGGGAUGACGAUGACGAUGAUGAUGAUGAUGAGAGUGAGAGCGAUGAUGAAGAUGACGAGGAAGAAGAAUCAAGCGAAGAGGAAGAAACUGCCAAAGCAGCUGAUAAAAAAGAUGACAAAUAGUCCUUGUUUUGUCAUGUAUCAAUUAUAAAAGAGAUAACUCUGUUGGGGAAUUAGAAAUGAACGUAUAUCAAUUGAGUGUAUUUGCACCCUUGUACCAAACCUAUUUAGUGGUACAAUAAAUGCAAAUUUGAUCAAGAA